AUGGACAACGACCGCAAAAGAUUCGCUAAAGAUUCACUGUUGCCACCAAAACAACAGAACGAAAGCUAUCAACUCUUAGUCAAGUUGUAUCAAGAAACGUGUCAUCUCGAGCAUUGUUUAUUAAAUUCGUAUUUGUACAGAGCAUGUUCGAUCAAAAGUGCACCUGGUGAAUUCGAAAAGAUCGGCGAUAGUGAUAACAAUAUUCGUGCUGGUAUUCAAUUUGAACGUGCCAGAGAAUGGAAACAAAGUAUUUUGAUGGUAGCACACGCAGAAAUGAUACAUUUACACUAUGUUCAAUGUAUGCUAUGUGCACUUGGAGAACUUCCUUGUUUCACACUACCGGAUCGGCAUCCGACGACGGGGAAUUGGUUUAUUCCAAACUGGAGAGCUCAUGUUGGAGAGAAACCAAAUAAUGAAGGUGUACAAGUUCCGAUUGAACCAUUGAGUCCAGAGUGCAUUCAACAUUUUGUUUUGUAUGAAUCGACAGAUGCUCUACAAGAUCAAGAUCCAUUCGGACCAAAAAUUAUGGUUUUAUUUAAACAGUUAUUCGACUUUGAAGUGAAUUUGAACAUUGAAUCAACACUACUGAACGUCGACGAUGAACAAGUGCGAGCAAAAUUAUUCGUAGCAUUAGGUGCAUUACCACCAGUAGAAGAGCUACAUUUUGCCUCGAUUACUGAUUUUUAUCUGCAAGCUGUCGCUCCGUUAUAUAGGCAAGGUUUCCUGCCCGUUGGUCCCAUCUAUAGAAUAUCAUUGCUGAAAUUGUCGAUGAAGGAGAAGGAUUUAAGAAUUUCGAAGAACGUGCUGAAUUUUUAUUUACGUUGCUGCAUGGAAGAGAAAACGUCGAAAAGAGAUGCUCCAACAAAAUACCAAUGGCUAGCUGAUUGCGAACAAUUUCGUCAGUCUCAUCUGUAUCGUUUUGCCAUGAUAAUGAUGGGUAUGAAACAAGAAAUGGAUUUAGCAAACGUUGUCAAUGUCAAAUUCGAUGCUUAUAGACAGCUGGUAAAAAUCGAUCAUAAUGUUACUUUGAAAGAUCUUACUGCUCAAAUACCUUACUAUUUUAAUGCUUGCUAUCUUGUCAUGAUCAUGUGGCUGUCGUGA
Messenger RNA from Adineta ricciae, 1101 nucleotides. The record is from the annotation of a GenBank genome assembly. Lineage: Eukaryota; Metazoa; Rotifera; Eurotatoria; Adinetida; Adinetidae.